Molecule: messenger RNA, 3160 nt
Organism: Populus nigra (black poplar)
Lineage: Eukaryota; Viridiplantae; Streptophyta; Magnoliopsida; Malpighiales; Salicaceae
Product: putative pentatricopeptide repeat-containing protein At1g64310
Exons: 1
Coding region: 401-2062 (553 amino acids)
Biological process (GO): RNA modification
Molecular function (GO): RNA binding; protein binding
Source: RefSeq, a predicted model, not a curated record
AUCGAAAUACAAGCUUAUCAUUGAAUAAAUAAUACGAGAAAAGUUAUAGACAUUGCAUAACCCUCUCUUCUCUCUGAUUUCCUUUUCUCCCUCGAAUUUCUUUCUAAACAACUGUUUGUUAAGUUGAGUCCUUAACAUUUCUGGCACUGUUGAAAGGAGGGACCCAUGACACAAAGAUUUUUUAAAAUUUAAUUUUUUUUUUGGUAGACGACAGUUAAUGUGGGCAACGACUCUAACUACCUUGAAAUUUCGAAAAAUAGUGGCAGUCACACGAAGCAGUCAAUCCUGUUCAGUUCAAUGUUACACUCACAAGUCACAAGAUAUACUAGAACAUCUUCCUUUUUGUUUUCCUGUCGAUUUUCGGCAAAAAUGGGGACUUGACCACACAAAAGUUUCAUAAAUGUUGAUUAAAUUUCAGUCACUUUUCUUACAACUUUCAAAAACCCAUCAAACACUAUCAAGAACCAAACAAUUACAUGCUGUAGUAACCAAAACCCACCUCUUACAAGACCCAUUUUAUGCAACAAAACUUGUAAGAUUCUAUGCUUUAAACAAUGACCUCUCCUCUGCUCGUAACCUGUUUGAUAAAACUCCUCAACGCAGUGUUUUCUUAUGGAAUUCCAUCAUCAGAGCUUAUGCCCAAGCUCAUAAAUUUGAUGAUGCAUUCUUGCUGUACACAAAGAUGAUUGGAUUUGAUGUAAUACCAGAUAAGUAUACGUAUGCGUGUCUUAUACGUGCAUGUUGUGAGGAUUUUUAUGUGGAUGGGUUGAGAAUUGUUCACGGAGGAGUGAUUGUUUCCGGUCUGGGAUUGGAUUCGGUUACUUGCAGUGCAUUAGUUACAGGUUACUCAAAAAUGGGUCUUGUUGGUGAAGCAAGCAAGGUGUUUUGUGGGGUUUUUGAACCAGAUUUGGUUCUGUGGAAUGCUAUGAUUUCUGGCUGUGGUUAUUGUGGAUUUGGUGAUAAAGGGUUGCUUUUUUUUAAUGAAAUGAGAGACAACGGGAAUAGAAGGCCAGAUGGUUAUACCUUUGUUGCGUUAAUCUCGGGUUUAGCAAAUUCUAGCUCGCUUGAGCUUGGCCAAGGAAUUCAUGGGUUAUGCUUGAAAAGUGGUUUUGAUUGUAAUGAUCAUGUAGGCAGCUCACUUGUCAGCAUGUAUUCGAGAUUUAGUUGCAUCAAUCUGGCAUAUAGUGUAUUUAGAAGUUUAUGCCAGCCCGAUUUAGUAACAUGGUCUGCUUUGAUAACUGGAUUUUCUCAGGCUGGAGAACAUGAGAAGGCAUUGCUUUUCUACAAGAAUCUGAAUUUGGCGGGUAAAAAACCAGAUUCCGUUUUGAUUGCUAGUGUUUUGGUGGCAACUGCUCAAUUGGCAAAUGUAGGGCCUGGUGCUCAGAUACAUGGUUAUAUAGUUCGAUAUGGAUUUGAAUCACAUGUCAUGGUUUCUUCUGCUCUAAUAGAUAUGUAUUCAAAGUGCGGUUUUGUGGGAUUGGGGCUUCGUGUCUUUGAGAAUAUGCCAAACAGGAAUAUUGUUUCAUACAAUUCUAUAAUAUCAGGUCUUGGCUUGCAUGGACUUGCUUCCCAAGCUUUUGACAUGUUUACGGAGAUACUAGAGAAAGGAUUGAAACCUGAUGAGUCUACUUUCUCUGCUCUCCUUUGUGCUUGCUGCCAUGCUGGCCUUGUUAAAGAUGGAAGGGAAAUUUUCAGGAGGAUGAAAGAUGAGUUUUGGAUCCAAGCUGGAACAGAGCAUUAUGUUCACAUUGUAAAGCUUCUUGGGAUGGCAGGAGAGCUGGACGAGGCAUAUAAUUUUAUCCUGUCCUUGAAGCAACCAGUAGAUUCUGGCAUUUGGGGAGCAUUGUUGUCAUGCUGCGAUGCUCAUGGGGAUUCUGAGUUGGCAGAAAUUGUGGCCCAGCAGCUUUUUGACGGCGAGCCCAAAAAGGGUGCCUACAGAGUCAUGCUUUCUAACGUAUAUGCUGGCGAUGGGAGAUGGGUUGAUGUUGAGAAGAUGAGAGAUUAUAUAACCAUUGCUGGAGCAGAGAAGAUGCCUGGUCUUAGUAGGAUUGGAAGUUAUUGAAUUUAAGUCAGGAAAAAGGUAACUUCAUGCUCCAGAGAAUAUUCUUCCAACCAGGUUCAUCCUCCAUCACUGGCAGUCUUGCAUUAUCCAGGAAUAAACUCAGAGCUAACUACCAUGUUGUCAUCAAAUCGAAAAGUCUGAAUUUCAAAAUCAUGUAUAUUACCAGAGGAGGCUCAAACUGAAAGCUACUUUCUUAUUUUUUUUUUUAUUAAAAAAUUCUGAUAUUUCGUCUUAGUGCUGGUAUGAGGCAGCAGAGGAAGAUGGUCAAUAUAUUUGGUAUUGGGUUAUUUCAGUUCUCCAUGAAUCUCAAAAUAGCCAGGCCUAAAUUUCUCCUCAACAAUAAGAGGCAGCGGAGAAAGGACAUUAACCUGUGAAUACAUUGGAGGUCACUUAAAAUUGGAGUGACCGGAUGACUUAUUAUGCAAUGCUCUAAUGAUCAAAACAUCCAUGUAAAUCAGAACCUCCUGCAUCGAAAUGUAUUUUCUGGGAUUACAGAAAAUGUUGCUGUGCUGCUUGACAUUAUUCUCGGUGUCACCAAGGUUUUGGAGGUGGGCUAACUGCUCAUUGGAAAGAAGCCACCACUAGUUUAGGAUUGAAUUAUAUGCUUGGAAUGUGCCUAAUUUUGUAAUUUUCUUCACUACCAUUAGGUUUCAAUCUUUCUGCAUGUCCAUCAAGCAAAGGCAGCAAACCAAUUGCUUGAAUGUGGGGACGAAUUGUAAAUCAUCCAGAAGAAUAUUUAGACUCGAGCAGCUAUGGAAGCGAAGGUACUGUAAUCUUUGCAGGCUCCCUCCUCAAGCUCUGUCAGUCGACUCAAUUCCUCAAGCACAGGAGAAGCAUCGAUGAGAGCCUCGAGCUUGGGAAAUCCACCUAGCCUUAACUUAUUUGCAUCGUAAUCAUGCCACAAGGUUGGAUUUUUGGAUCAGGUAGGAGCUGAAGAACUAACGCUGGAUUCUCAGUAGAUGAGAAAAACCCAGUCUUAGUUUUGGUAUUAUAUAUAUACCACUCCUUUAUAAGAAAGUGAUUCAAGACUGUGGUUUGCAUACAUGUUGUAUAACUCAAAGUAAUUAAUAUAAAUAUAUCUUUGUGAAUUAUCAUGAA